Molecule: messenger RNA, 780 nt
Organism: Varroa destructor (honeybee mite)
Lineage: Eukaryota; Metazoa; Arthropoda; Arachnida; Mesostigmata; Varroidae
Source: RefSeq, a predicted model, not a curated record
GACGGCUCCCCUUGUCUAGUUUGCUAAAUAUCGCCAAAAAAGACAUAAAAUGGCUUUGCACAUCGAGGCGUUAACGAAGUAGUCAUCAAAAUGAGUCGAUUCAAGUGUAAACAGUGUUCCAAUAGCUACAUGGUUCGUGCCAGCCUAACGCGUCACAUGCGAGUACACACAGAUGACAGACGCUUCAUGUGCCAGUUCUGCAUGCGGUUCUUCAUGUGGAGCAGCACUCUCAAACGCCAUGAAGAUUCGCAUCACCAGGAUGAAGAGUACAGGUGCUGGAAAUGUGACAAAUGCUUCGAGUUCAGGGAAACUCUCGAGCUUCAUUACCGCCUCCAUGCUGACCCGAAUCAGCUACAGUGUCCACACUGUCCAUUCGAAACUUCGAAUGGUCAAACACUCACUGCGCAUAUUGAACGACACGAAAAAGAAAACUGUGAUGGAAUAUUCAACGAUUCGAACGGGGACGAACUUUUCGACGAUAACUUAACCACUCAAUCGAAAGCGGCGUGAAUCCCGUAGGGUUCGAUACGCGCACGUGGAUAACUUAUUCUCGACGUGAGUCAAAUUCAAGUGUAAGUUAUGCACAAAACACGCUCGAGUGUUCGUUGCAGUGUGUGAAUCAAUCAAUCAAUCAAUCAAUGAUUGAUUGGGUCGAAUUAGAGAUUGUCCUUUGCAAUUUUGUACCGCUACCAUGGCCGCCACAUGGACUUAUAUAUCAGUUUAAAAACGCAAAGACAUAUCCGGUGAAUUUGUAACAUAAAACAAUGUUCAAUAAAUUGA